CGACCAGACAGUCGUAAGAUAAUACUUUCAAAAUUUAAAAAGAGUAAACAUAAAAAUUCUUAAAAAAUAUUAAAAUGAACAGUGAAGCUUUUGGAACCCACUUGGGCAAAAUAAAGACUUCUGAGCCAUCGAUAGCCCCCAUAAACUCCUAUCAUGAAUUUGUUGAGCAGGAAACAUUGUUCGUAAAACCCAAGGUGCAAGGGCCGCCGCCCUCUUGGGCGGCAUGGUGCGAACGAAACUCAAAGCCCGUGAAACGUGUACGGCCUCGUGAGUGCCGAAAGUUGACCCCGUGGCAGAAAAAUGGUCCGAUGACCAUUAGGGAUUGGAAGCACUUCCUUGCCUGGGCUGCUUUCCGGGCAGGGCCUAAAAAUCCACAGCUCCAGAGACCUGCAAAACCUUUCUGUGCGGCCAAAUACUUGCCAUGUGCCCUGCAAAAGCGCCAGCUGGACGAGGAUGAGUUGCGGGAAAGAAUGUUGAUGUUGGCAAAGCCCCGAAAGAUCACCGAGAAGUAUAACACGCCUGACCUACCGCCAGCGUACUCCCCGGCGAUCUCUUGGGGCAAGCCACCGCAUCGCGAUCCCGGUCGACCCUUCAAACCUCCUUACGUUCCCGCCUGUUUUCCAACCGACGAACUGAAGGCGGAUUUCUGGGCCCAGCUCAGAUUUCCUGUCCGGCAGGCAGCCCUCUUGGGAAAGAUCACUCCCCGCAUCCAGUCUCUGGCCAAACCACGGGUAUAUCCACCUACUCCGCACUGCCUCAUUAAUAGAAAUGUGUUGCAUCCGCUGGAUGUUCAGCCGCCACCACGAAAGAAGUUCACCCACCGAGGCUGGCGGUUGCACCAGAUCCGACUGUUGUACCUGUCCAAGCCGGUUUCUAGAAAUGAAACGAUAUUCUUCUAAUGUAACAUCUAACAAUCCUGGGUGCUUCCAAGCUGCUCUUUAUAUUUGUCCAACGCGAAAUAAAUUUAUUAAAGUAUU
This is a messenger RNA of Drosophila mauritiana, 977 nucleotides long. RefSeq lists its product as uncharacterized. NCBI's taxonomy places the organism in Eukaryota, Metazoa, Arthropoda, Insecta, Diptera, Drosophilidae. The coding region runs from base 75 to 899 and encodes 274 amino acids. The record is from RefSeq and is a predicted model, not a curated record. The transcript has a single exon.